Messenger RNA from Sorghum bicolor (sorghum), 1290 nucleotides. Its product is annotated as peroxidase 5. Lineage: Eukaryota; Viridiplantae; Streptophyta; Magnoliopsida; Poales; Poaceae. The record is from RefSeq and is a predicted model, not a curated record. Bases 85 to 1092 code for a protein of 335 amino acids. The transcript is spliced from 2 exons. Gene Ontology annotation, cellular component: plant-type cell wall; plasmodesma. Gene Ontology annotation, molecular function: heme binding; peroxidase activity. Gene Ontology annotation, biological process: response to oxidative stress; hydrogen peroxide catabolic process.
UUGAUCGAGCACUGCCGUGUAUCACUGCACAAAACCCCAGCAGGAGCGAGAUCCUGACAGACUCCACUGCACUAGUCACCAGAGAUGAUGAAGAGAGGCAGCAGCAGCAGCACUCGUGUUGCUCAGCUUGCUGCUCUUACCACCCUGCUGUCGUGGUCGUGGAUCGUCGUCUCCUCUGUCGCAUCGUCGGAAUUACAGGUCGGUUACUACAGCCGCAGUUGCCCACGGGCAGAGGAUCUCAUCCGCAACGUCGUCCACGCCGCCAUCCGCCGUGACCCCGGCAAUGGACCAGGCCUCGUGCGCCUCUUCUUCCACGACUGCUUCGUCAGGGGGUGUGACGCGUCGGUGCUGCUGGACGCGGCGCCCGGCAGCAACGCCAGCACGGUGGAGAAGGCGUCGCAGGCCAACAACCCGAGCCUCCGCGGGUUCAGCGUCAUCAGCCGCGCGAAGCGCGUCCUGGAGCGGCGGUGCCGGAGGACCGUCUCCUGCGCCGACAUCGUCGCCUUCGCGGCCCGCGACGCCUGCGGCCUCAUGGGCGGGGUCGACUUCGCCGUGCCGGCGGGGCGGCGCGACGGCCGCGUCUCCAACGCGUCCGAGGUGCUCAACAGCCUUCCGGGGCCCUUCGCCAACGCCCGGAAGCUCGUCGACAGCUUCGCCGCCAAGAACCUCACCGCCGACGACAUGGUCACGCUCUCCGGCGCCCACUCCUUCGGCCGCUCCCACUGCUCCGCGCUCUCCUUCCGCCUCUACCCGCAGCUCGCCGAGGACAUGAACGCCACCUACGGCAGGUACCUCCGGACGCGGUGCCCCGCGGCGACGGGGCGGCGCGACCGGGUGGUCGACCUGGACCCGAGGACGGAGCUCCGGCUCGACAACCAGUACUACAGGAACGUGCAGACGCGGGAGGUGCUCUUCACGUCGGACGUCACGCUGCUCAGCCGGAACGACACGGCGGCGCUCGUCGACCUCUACGCGCGCAACCGGACGCUUUGGGCUUCGCGGUUCGCGUCCGCCAUGGUGAAGAUGGGCCACCUCGACGUGCUCACCGGCACCCAAGGGGAGAUAAGGAAAUUUUGCAACAGAGUCAACUAGAAGUGCUAGCUAGUUCAUCACUUGCAUUGGGGUGGAUCAUCUUGCUCCUUAUAACACAAUUGAAUUCGUGAAAAUUAGAUAAGUUGCAUAAUGUCUAAUAUUCUUCGUUAUUUUGUUUUUCUUAAGAUUCAUUGUAUUCGUUUGAUAAAGAAAGAUGUAUUAAGUGUUCGAUUAGUUGAAUUCCCGAAAAUUAGAUCA